Messenger RNA from Exophiala aquamarina CBS 119918, 1659 nucleotides. Its product is annotated as acyl-CoA dehydrogenase. Lineage: Eukaryota; Fungi; Ascomycota; Eurotiomycetes; Chaetothyriales; Herpotrichiellaceae. The transcript is spliced from 5 exons. Gene Ontology annotation, molecular function: flavin adenine dinucleotide binding; oxidoreductase activity, acting on the CH-CH group of donors. The coding region runs from base 1 to 1659 and encodes 552 amino acids. The record is from RefSeq and is a predicted model, not a curated record.
AUGUCCAAAACCUUUUCGACGGCCCAUGUGGCCUCUCACAACAAAGCCAAAGACCUGUACAUCAUCGUAGAUGAGGAUGUAUAUGACUUGACGACAUUCCAGGACGAGCAUCCAGGUGAGUUCCAAUUCCUCCAGCGAGUCGCAGGCAAAGAUGCCUCGAAACAAUUCUGGAAAUACCACAAUGAGUCCAUUCUUAAGAAAUUCAAGACGAAGUUGCAGGUUGGAUCGUUAGACACCAAGAAAGUGGAGGCGCCACCUACCCCUCCGGCUACUCCUCCGCCACAAGUAAAGCAACAAAAGGUCGUCCCUCAGGCCGUGCCUGGCACCGUUGCUCCUGCUCCAGGCCCAGCUGCCCACGAAGAAGCCGAAGCACUGGACCCGUAUGGUUCUCUCAUUCCCUUUGGUGAUCCAAACUGGUAUCAAGGUUAUCACUCGCCCUACUUCAACGAGACGCACGCCGCUCUCCGGGCCGAGGUUCGGGAAUGGGUUGACACGGAGAUCGAGCCUUACGUUACCGAGUGGGACGAGGGAAAGAACGUGCCCGAAAAGAUCUACAAGCAAAUGGGUGAGCGGGGCUAUCUCGCCGGCUUGCUUGGUGUCGCAUAUCCCAAGGACUUGGUCAAGAAUGCGGUUCAGAGUGUGCCUCCAGAGAAGUGGGAUUUGUUCCACGAGCUGCUGAUCACCGACGAGAUCUCCAGGUGCGGCUCCGGAGGUCUCGUCUGGAACUUGAUCGGUGGUUUUGGAAUCGGCUGUCCUCCUCUGGUGAAAUACGGAAACAAGAAACUUGUAGAGCGAAUCCUCCCAGACAUCUUGUCUGGCGACAAGCGGAUAUGUUUGGCGAUCACUGAGCCUGAUGCUGGUUCUGAUGUUGCCAAUCUCACCUGUGAAGCGAAGCUCAGCGAGGAUGGAAAACACUACAUCGUGAAUGGUGAAAAGAAGUGGAUCACCAACGGUAUCUGGAGCGAUUACUUCACCACGGCCGUGAGGACAGGCGGCCCUGGUAUGGGCGGCAUCAGCUUACUCUUGAUUGAGCGAAGUGAUGGCGUCAGCACCAGGCGCAUGGAUUGCCAGGGUGUGUGGAGCAGUGGUACUACAUACAUCACCUUUGAAGAUGUCAAGGUUCCCGUGGAGAAUGUUCUGGGAAAGCCUAACAAGGGUUUCCAAGUUAUCAUGACCAACUUCAACCACGAGCGUAUUGGAAUUAUCAUCCAAUGUACCCGAUUCUCCCGAGUCGUCUACGAGGAGUCGGUGAAAUAUGCCUCCAAGAGAAAGACAUUCGGCAAGAAGCUGAUUGAUCACCCUGUCAUUCGAAUGAAGCUGGCACACAUGGCACGGCAGAUCGAGGCAACCUCGGCCUGGCUAGAGAAUGUCGUGUAUCAAUGCCAGAAGAUGAACGAGACCGAGGCCAUGCUGCGACUUGGAGGUGCCAUUGCCGGCCUCAAGGCGCAAGCCACCACUACGUUUGAAUUCUGCACCAAGGAAGCUGCUCAGAUCUUCGGCGGUCUGGCUUAUUCGCGAGGUGGACAGGGCGGCAAGGUCGAACGAUUGUACCGUGACACUCUGGCGUACAAGAUUCCUGGUGGAAGCGAGGAGAUCAUGCUGGAUCUCAGUAUUCGCCAGAGUUUGAAGGUGCACAAGGCGUUGGGCAUGAAGCUGUAA